Messenger RNA from Penicillium diatomitis, 1374 nucleotides. RefSeq names its product S53 family peptidase. Lineage: Eukaryota; Fungi; Ascomycota; Eurotiomycetes; Eurotiales; Aspergillaceae. The coding region runs from base 1 to 1374 and encodes 457 amino acids. The record is from RefSeq and is a predicted model, not a curated record. Gene Ontology annotation, molecular function: tripeptidyl-peptidase activity; serine-type endopeptidase activity. Gene Ontology annotation, biological process: proteolysis. The transcript has a single exon.
AUGAAGAGUCCGGGUACUGCCGCCCUCGAACAAACUGUGCUUGAAGUGUCGUCACCACAUCACCCUCGAUAUGGAAAACACAUGAAGCGGGACGAGGUGGCUGAUCUCUUGCAACCCGAGCCCAACGUUCUCGACAUAAUACUCAGUUGGCUGUAUUCGAACAAGGUGUCAGAGAACUCAAUUGAUGUACAUGGAAACUGGGUCAGCUUUGAAGCGACUGUAUCUCAAGCCGAGGCCAUGUUCCAUACCCAAUUCUCGUAUCACCACAAUUCUGCAAGCCAAAGGACAUUGAUCAGAACCCUCGAGUAUUCAGUGCCGUGCAAGAUACGGCCUCAUAUCCACUCCGUUCAGCCAACGACAAAGUUCGGAAAGAUGGAGGCUCCCCAGAACACCGACUUGUCCAAGCGCGCCGGACUGCCGCUUGAUCAGCCGAUUGGGGCCACGGCGGAGGAUCUCGUUGCAGAAUGCGGCAUCGUGAUGCGACCCGAUUGUAUUCGGGAUUUAUACGGUCUGUAUAGCACAACCGCGUCGCCAGAUCCCGCAAACCGACUGGGUGUCUCGGGCUUCCUGGAUCAAUACGCUCGCCAUGCCGAUCUUACCCACUUCAUACAUCGAUUCUCUUCGACUGCAUCGAACCUUGAUUUCAACGUCGUUUCCGUCAAUGGAGGCAUGAAUCCCCAGAAAUCUUCAGCUAGUAGCACAGAGGCGAGUCUGGACGUACAAUAUGCUGCUGCUCUGGCACACAAUGCUCCAGUGACUUUUUAUACCACCGCAGGACGCGCACGGUCAAAGUCACCAGCAGGCCAGCUCGUUGUGGACGACUCGCAGAAUGAACCGUUUCUGGAUCAGCUGCAUUACCUGAUCAACCUGCCUGAUGACGAGCUCCCCGCAGUGCUGACUACUUCAUACGGGGAGAUUGAGCAAAGCGUGCCAGCGGCUUACGCAAGAUCAGUGUGUAACCUGUUUGCGCAGCUGGGUGCUCGGGGUGUGUCAGUGAUAUUUAGCAGCGGAGACUCUGGAGUGGGCGAGUCAUGUCUCAGUAACGAUGGGAAGAAUCGAACCAGGUUUCAGACCAUCUUUCCAGCCUCCUGUCCGUUUGUCACGGCGGUUGGGGGUGUCGAAGGAAUGCACCCUGAAGUCGCCAUUGACUUUUCAAGUGGAGGGUUUUCGGACAUCUUCGGUCGCCCUGAGUACCAGGAUCAGGCAGUUGACAACUACCUCGAUCAUCUUGGCAGUCAGUGGGCUGGUUACUACAAUCCCCGCGGAAGAGCCACGCCCGAUGUCGCCGCUCAAGCGAAGAAUUUCAUCAUUCGGGACCAUGACACCUGGCUGAAAAUUAGCGGAACGAGGUUCGUCCCCAUUCUCCGUUUCUAA